This is a messenger RNA of Lecanosticta acicola, 674 nucleotides long. The record is from the annotation of a GenBank genome assembly. NCBI's taxonomy places the organism in Eukaryota, Fungi, Ascomycota, Dothideomycetes, Mycosphaerellales, Mycosphaerellaceae.
AUGGCUUCCACAGGGGCAUUAUGGUGGAUGACACCUCUCCAAGCAAUCGCAGCCGUGAGCGCUGGCGUCAACUGCGGUACGUGAUCCCAUCCCUUCUCACCGAAUGCCAUCGAGACUCCCUCUCCUGACACACGCCCACCAGGCGCCUCGGGCCUGCAAUCCGUCAUGGUCUUCCCUCUCCUCGAACUCCCCGAAGUCCCAGCCAUCUACUCCGCCAAACAGAUGCGCUGGCUGCUCCACUGGUCCGACCGUCUCUUCCCACGCGUCAACGCCCUCUCCGAAAUCCUCAACCUCUCCACCACCAUCAUCGCCUUCCUCAAGCGCCACGAGAACCGCGCCGCGGCGGAGAAGUGGCCUUUCCUUGCGGCGGCGUUCGCCUUGAACGUCGCGACGACGGCUUGGAGUUUGGGGAUUCAGGUUCCGAUGAAUGGCGGGAUGAGAGAGUGCGCGAGGAACUUGGAGAACAAGAAUGGCGAUGAUGAGAAGAGUGAGAAGGAAUUCAGGAGAUUGCAGGCGAGGUGGAAGCCGAGAGCUUUGGGUAAGUGUUCACAACAAGGUCUCUCUUGGCGACAGGGAAGGAGAACGCUAACAGAAUCGUAGUUCGUGCCUCGAUGAUGCUGGCUUCUUGCGUGGUCGGGUUGUACACCGUGUACCUCGACGGCAAGUACAUCUAA